Messenger RNA from Gasterosteus aculeatus aculeatus (three-spined stickleback), 2432 nucleotides. NCBI's taxonomy places the organism in Eukaryota, Metazoa, Chordata, Actinopteri, Perciformes, Gasterosteidae. The record is from RefSeq and is a predicted model, not a curated record.
UGAUCUAUUCAACAAGAUGUAAAUUGUUUUGCACUUUUCUUUAAAUGUUGACAAUAUGGUGCAGAUCAUAAACAACAACACACGGAAAUAUCAGGAAAUAAUUUAGGGGACAACCAAACAUUUUCAUGCAUGUCAUUUUUAGAUUUUGUUCUAUUUUUAAGUGUAAAUAAAACCUUUAUUGUUGAUUUCUUCUAAUACAGUCAAUAAGUUCAGUUGAACUAAAGUUAGUUAAUCACUUUUGAACUAAAUGACUUUUGUCUCCCUGGGGGGGUCGAGGUGUUUGAUCCUCCGGAUUAAGGAAUAAUAAACGUGUUGUUAUCAGUAGCUUCACCUCGGCCUCCAGGGAGCCGCCGUCCACUGGUUCCACUGGUUCCACUGGUUCCACUGGUCCAACUGGUUCCACUGGCGAGCAGUGAAUGCCCAUGACGUCAUCGUGACGUCAUCGCGGAGAGUCAGGACGGAAGAGGAAAUGUCCUUCACGGCUGCGGGCCUUUCUCUCCUGAGGCGCGGGGCCGAGCGGGCGGGGGGCCCGAUGGCGGCCCGCGGGUCCUUCAGGCUCCGGCGGCUCCUCGCCUCCGUCAUGGCGGAUUCCCAGAGAGCAGCGCGGCGGCCUCGCCUGCGUCCCGCCCUCGCCGUGUGCACGGCGGCGCUGCUGGUCCUCUUCAGCCAAGCGCUGAGAGACGGACGGCGAGACGUGAGACACAGAAGAGACGUCCUGGACUCCACAGAAGUCCCAGCGGAGCACUUGGACCCGGCUGCCAUCGACCUCACCCCCCUGGUCAAUACUUUAGUGAACGCGAGCCAGUCGGGCUCCCGGCAGCUCUUCUCCCUCCUCAGCGUGACGUCCUACAGCUCUCUGGCUCUGCAUAAGCUCACCCUGCUGCUCUACAACAUAUCAAGCAUCAGAAGCCUGGAGAGCAACAAGUUCAGGAGAAGGUUCUGCUACUGUGUCACCAACGAGACCAACGACCUCACAGACUUCACGGCCAUCCUGCUGGACGUGAUGGGAAACUCUACCAGUUACCUUCAAGAGCUCUUUAAAUCCGCCUCCAUAUUAUCAGUAAGCCAGAGGAACCAUUCAGACUGUAUCUACAUCUGUGUGAUGGCAGGUAAGACGGGCAGAGAGGAGCCCCGUCUGUGGGAGGAGGGCUCCAUCACGCCGCUCUUCAACCAGACCAUCGUGGAAGGACCCCACAGAGUAGGAAACGUGUCCUCCUUCAGGCUCCCCGUCAGAUGGAUCGAGCUGCCUUCCAAUGGGACACAAACAUCUCCAUCUGGGAUGAGCUCCAGCCGAGUCCACUCCACCGCACACGUUUCACCAGCUGCUCCGUCAGAGAAAAGGAAGACCAGCGACCAACAGCCAGCGACCUUCACGCUUCACGGUCAAACCAGGGCGGAGACACCACAGAGAGGUCCAGGAGGAGGGGCCAUCUCACAGCCAAUCACAGCAGCCCCACCCACCUCCACACUGAGGGUCACUACUGCCUCUGGAGCAGCAGGUCCAACCCUGGCCAAGUACAACCACCCAGAGAUCCUCAGCAGACCCUACGGUGGACCGAAAGACUAAAGGAGCUCCAAACUGGAUAACUACAACAGCCAGCAAGUCUGUGGAAAAACAAAAACCAGGUUGUCCAUGGAGGAGGCCCGAGCUGACCGACGCCUCCACCUCCUCCACCUCCACAGUCGGCGCUCACAAGCUGCAGCCCUGCGUCCUGGAGCUCUGCAAGUUCUUCUCUCAGUGCCUCUGCAGACCCUCAGGCCACAGGACGCCCAUCAAAAGAUACUGUGAGGACCACCUGUGGUACGAGAAGCACACGCUGGAGGUGUGUCGGCGCGUCCGCAGAGUCUCCUUCUCCAGAAGUAAAUCUGCUGUUGGUCAAGUGGUCCUGGUUAGCUGCUGAUAGAUGCUGCAGGUGUUAGUAGAAAGGUGGACGGCGUGUUUGUGAUCUUUGGGGCUUGCAGGUCUUCUGGGUUUCGAGGUGACCUUCGACCCCCUGAGAUGACCUCAUUUACCUGCUGGUGACCCUCCUCUCCUCCUCCUCCUCAGAUCUGAAGCAGAGAUGCCUGACGAAGAUGUGCGGCAAACUGUGACGAGGGAGAAACAAGGAGCUCUUCAUCUCCACAGGAAGUGGACCUUCUGCAACAUGUGGAGGACGUGUGCGAACACACCUGGUGUCUAAAUGUGCACGGUUUCAGCGCGGGAGUUGUAUAAUCUGAGCAGUGAUGUGAUGUUAGUUUUUAGGGCCAAAGAGGACCAGAUGUUCCACUGAGACUUAAAUAAAUAUAAUUAUUAUAUUAAAUAUUCAUAUCAAAUGUAAGAAACUUCUCAAAUCAACAGAAGGUUUUGUUCUUUGGAAAAAAGUCUGGAAUUAAAAGAGAAAAGUUCCAUUCAGUUUAAUAAAAGUUGGGUUAAUUUUCCCAGCUGCCCCGGC